Saccostrea cuccullata (small rock oyster) is the source of this 1392-nucleotide messenger RNA. RefSeq lists its product as uncharacterized. The record is from RefSeq and is a predicted model, not a curated record. The transcript is spliced from 3 exons. NCBI's taxonomy places the organism in Eukaryota, Metazoa, Mollusca, Bivalvia, Ostreida, Ostreidae. The coding region runs from base 45 to 1286 and encodes 413 amino acids. Gene Ontology annotation, molecular function: protein binding.
UUAUGUAUCAUUUUAAAAUUACAUCCAUACAUUGACGCGCUGCCAUGAAUACCAUUGCUUUCUUUAUACUGGUGUUCGCCACCCUGGUAAACUCUGCCAUUUUCUCACUCCUCACAGAUGAGUUCAAUUCUACAGAACUAGAAGUUAGUAAGAUGGAAACCAAGAACACUGAUGUUUUCAGACAACUUCUGAACCAGGAAACUUUAAUUAGAAUGAGCUUGGUUAAAAAUGUACACGCUCUGAUGAAAGACAUGUUGACUCUCCAGGACGCCCUCGCUAAAGCUGAAAGCAAGAUUUCGACAAUGCAGGAAUCCUUUGGAAACGAAAUAUCAGAACUGAAAAAGGAGUUGGAGUUGUUGAAAGUUGAGAACAAUCUGCUAAAAAAUGAAAGUCGUGAACAAAAGAAACAUCUCAAAACUGUAGGCGAAAAUAUCACAAUGAUUUCGAAAAAUCACAAAGAAUAUAAAAGAAUUGCCGAGGCUAGUCUGCAAAUGCAUGAGAAAAAUGUUUCAGAUGUUUUGGCAGACAUUAAGAUUGAGGUUCGUUAUUUGUCGAUCACUUUGCUGGAUUUAAAAACACACACAGAAACAGCCGACAAUAACAUAUCUGCUUCUAUUGCCGAAAAGAAUAAGGCGAUUUAUAAUUCCAUGAAUAGUUCAUUUGAGAAUUUCAAUGAAAAAUUGAAGGCCACAGAAAACAGACUUUCAGAAGUUGUUUCCAAACUUGGAGAGUCACAGGUUGAUGUCGUAGCAAAAAUUUCUGAUGAAAUCAACACCACAAUCAACUCUCUGAAAGAAGAGCGGAACCAAUAUCGACUGGAGCAACUGAAGUUAUCUUCUACUGUGAAAACUCUAGAGAUGUUCCGAAUGAAUAUGACGAAUAGAAAUUGCGAUCCCUCAUCAAAAAAAGUGGGAUUCACCGCCGUGGUAACAUCCUCCAACACAGGCUGGAACAGCGGAACAUUGGUAUUUCCCGCCGUGAUAACGAACAUUGGUCUCGGAUAUAAUUCAAGCUCAGGUGUGUUCACCGCAACCCUCGAUGGAAAUUACGUCUUCUUCCUGACAGUUCUGGAGUACAGUAACCAAUAUACUGCAGUAGACAUUGUUUUGAAUGGGAUUUCAAAAGUUCGAGCCAUUGGAGACUCAAACGCACGGUAUCAAACGGGGGUAAACCUUGUUGUUUUGCGCCUUCAGAGAGGUGAUAAAGUUUGGGCCAGCCAUUACAGUGGUACAGGUUACUACUCAGCUACUAUCCCCACAACAACAUUCUCUGGUUUCAUUCUUUGAAAUAUAAUUUGUAAGAAUAUACACAUGUAGAUACAAGCUAAAAGGCUAAAAGAUUUUUAUAAUUGAAAUCAUUAACAAAGACAGCAAGCUAAAGUUUAAUGUACAU